Dibothriocephalus latus is the source of this 168-nucleotide messenger RNA. Lineage: Eukaryota; Metazoa; Platyhelminthes; Cestoda; Diphyllobothriidea; Diphyllobothriidae. The record is from the annotation of a GenBank genome assembly.
AUGUAGCUGGCUCGACGAGAGAUUGAUGUUCUCACAAUUCCCAACAAACAACAGGUGCUCGUCCACGAGCCCAAAACGAAGGUUGACCUAACCAAGUACCUGGAGAAUCAGUCAUUCCGUUUUGACUACGCCUUUGACGAGACAGCCGACAAUACGCUGGUAGGUUAG